Cydia pomonella (codling moth) is the source of this 8472-nucleotide messenger RNA. RefSeq names its product breast cancer type 2 susceptibility protein (gene Brca2). Gene Ontology annotation, biological process: double-strand break repair via homologous recombination; regulation of DNA-templated transcription. The record is from RefSeq and is a predicted model, not a curated record. Lineage: Eukaryota; Metazoa; Arthropoda; Insecta; Lepidoptera; Tortricidae. The transcript has 11 exons. Bases 290 to 7972 code for a protein of 2560 amino acids.
ACACCUACUUGCCCAAUCAGCAGCAAGCAAAAUUAAAGAAGCUUUACUCCUAUUGGUUGUUUAGCGAGCUGUUGUCAAACUUCUAAUUUUUUUUUACAAGAAAUGUCAAAACGUCAAAACAAUGCUGGAUCCAAGUUUUCCCAGUUAUUAUUUCUUAAUAUUUGAAUAAAUAGAAAGUAGUUUAGUCAUACUGUAACGAAAGUGACAUUUUGAAUAAAAUGCAUGUAUGUAUAUUUAUUUUAUCCACUAUAUAAGCAACCAUACUUUGUAACUUUGAACUUUGCCAAAAAUGGACGAAAUCUCGCAAGAUAUCAGUGACUUUGAAUCUUUACUUAAGAACCGGUCAACAAACAAGCCCCUAGGACUGUACGCUGGCAGUGAACACAAAAGUAAACACAUAAGUACGACUGUAACUAGCAAACUAUGUGCCAAAGAAGUGUUAGCGAAUGUAUCAAGACAGGUAAAAGCAAUGCAGAAUGCCGACACAGUAGCCUGCAAGCGAGUUGGUAAUACACUUAAUAAGUACAAGAAGAGAGAGUUCUUGCCUGUUGAUAAGAUACCAGUUUACUAUGAGGUACCACAAAAAUUACCCACAAAAUUUGAAACUCAAUGUGUCUCUGAAACGCAAUUGAUCAAUGUUGUUGAAAAUGCUGAAAUCAUUGACAAACAUAGAGGAGUUACUCAGGAAUUUGACAAAACAUUUUGUCAAAAAAGUUACAAUGAUAAUGAUGAUAAACUUAAUGAUGGCAGCUUAAAAUCUAAAACAAUAUAUACAGAAAAAUGUGAAAGCAAAAUUAAUAUUAGUAAAGACGAAAGUGUUAUUACUAAUAAACUUUGUAAGUUAAACACUCAAGAUAGUAAAAUGUUUGAUGAUUCUGAUCUUACUUGUGCCAUGGACACUGUAACAUGUUGCGAAAACGAUGUGCCAAUUGGUUUAAAUGAUGAUAUUAAUUUAAACUUAAGUCAAGAGACCGAGGGCUUCAACAAAUGUUUAGAAAUUAUUGAUGUCUCUGAAGUUGAUACAGAAAGGUCUACAUCUACAAGUCCUGUAUUAAAUACUAUUAAAAGAAGUGCUACUCCACCAUUAGUUGUUGAUUUGUAUACUUUUGAAAAAUUCGAAGACUUUGCCAUUCCCAUUAUAGAAGAGCAAAGAGACCUUAAAUUAGCUAAAAGUAUGAUAAAUUCCCAAAUUUUAGGCAGGGAAAUAUCCAUACCAGAUCAUUUUAAUGAACUAGUUGGCAGGGAUAGUCCAGUUUUAAGUAAAGUUGAAUGUAUAACUACAAAUAUUAAUGAAGAAGAAGUUGAAAAGAUAUGUACAUGUAGCAAUAAAUGUGUAGAUAGAGAUAUACAGUAUAUAAAUGAAUCAAAUGACGAAAAUGUUAAUUUGGGAAGUGGAAACAAGAAAACAGAGUCAGCAAUCAAAACAGAAAUUAAGGAUGAGAUCCUAUUUAGUAGUGACGAGGAAUAUGAAUAUCUACACAAAAAUGUGCAAGAAUUACCAUUAACGUGUGCAUUAGAAACAUCAUUUUAUGAUAGAUCAGAUGUAUUGGAUAAAACUAUGUAUGUAGGAUUUCAAACUGCUAGUAACAAGUCUAUUCAAAUAAAUACAGAUUCAUUCACUAAAGCUAAAAACAUAUUAAGCGAUAUCGAUAAUGAAGAAACUGGAAAGUCUCUGAGUGAUUUAGUAGAAAUAUUUGACACUGAUAACGUUAUAAGCGUAAAUGAAGAAACUACGAAUCAGACUCCUUACAACGUAGAAAAAGAUGAAAACAAUGAUAUAACAACGCCAUCUACAUACACCACUGUUUUUAAGGAAAGCAGAGAAGACACGUUAGAAAAUGUAUCUUUACCGGCGUUAGAACGAGACGAAGAAGUUAAAGAUGAAAUUGUUAUGAGUCAGAUUAUACAGUGCAAAAGUAUAUCAAGAUGUGGUAAACUAAAUAACAGUGUUCUUUCUGAUAGAAACAUAAGUGAUACAAUCAAUUCGACGGCAUUAGAACCAAACAAAGAGAUUGAUAAUGAUAUUAUCAUGAGUCAAGUCAUACAAUUUAAAAGUCUAUCAAGAACACCUAACAUACAUAAUUCAAAUGUUGUUGAAGAAUCUUUACUUCCAAAUACAGGUAUUGCGAAACGUAAAUUUGAAGGAUUUAAAACAGCCAGUAAUAAAAAGAUCAAACUAUCAGAUAAAGCAUUAGCUCGGUGUAAAAAAGUAUUUCAAGAUAUUGAUUUAGGGGAUCCAGAAUAUGCAAGCUGUAAUUCUGACAUUGUCGAGACAGAGGAAAAUUUCCUUGAUGAUCUCAAGUCUCAAGAUUUUAAUGUUUCUUAUGAUGGUGGCUUAAUAACAAAGUCUAAAAUAGACUUAAGAAAUAAAGAAGAACAGCCUGGAAUGAAGGAUGUAGAUUUGCAAAUAAACGAUAAAAUUAUAUUACAGGAAUUUGAAGACAACGAAAUGCCUUUUGAAGAAACUAAUAAUAACACCUUCGUAGGCUUUAAAACUGCUAGUAAUAAAAACAUUGAUGUUUCUGUUGAUGCUGUGGCAAGAAUUAAACAUAUAUUUCAAGAUAUUAUAACUGCCCCUACAGCAAAUGAUUGUAACAGUGCAAUGAAAGCAGCUGAAAAUGUAAGUGAUGAUGGUGAUAAAAACGAGCACUUAUUCAAAAAGCCUACAGAUUUUAGGAAUUCAACUACAAAUCAAACAAAUCCAUCGAUAGUCACUUCGGAGAAACUCAAAAAUAACGAUCGUGAAAGAUAUAACAGUGAAAAGUUUCGGUCUAAUCAAUUAAUUGGUUUUAAAACAGCUUCCCAUAAAGAAAUUUUUGUAUCAGACCAAGCCGUGGAAAAAAAUAAAGGUAUCUUUAAAGAUAUUGAUGAAGAAGUAAUAAAAACUGUUGACAAAAAAGACAAAUUUAGUUUGAAUACCGAGAAGAAGCAAAUCAAUAAUUACGAAGAUGAUUUUAACUGCGGCAUAGAUACGCAAGAUUUUCUCGCUGAAGAAUUGACUCGUAUUGAAGAUUUACUCAAAGAUAAUAUUAUGGAAAAACAAAAGUCUACUAGUCCUCCUAUAUUCCAAGGUUUUCAGACAGCAAAUAACAAAAGAAUAGUCAUUUUCGAAGAAGCAUUAGAAAAGAGCAAAAAACUAUUAGAAGAUAUCACUUAUAAAGAAAUCGAUAUCAAAUGCUAUUCAAUUGAAAACAAAGUUGAUAUCGAUCAAAAUGCAGUCGAGAAAAACCUAGUUACGGGUAUUGUUAAUACAGAUAAAUUCAAGGGUAUAAAAAAUGAAACACCAAUUCUUACAGGCUUUCAUACUGCCAGUAACAAAGCAGUUGUAGUUUCGAAAAAAGGAAUAGAAGCAAGCAAAACGUUAUUUCAUGAUAUAGGGUUGUCGCAACGGGAAAACAUAGUGCAAAAUGAAGAAGCAACUGAGAUUUGUGGUUCUGAAAUUACCAACAAUAAAAUUGAUAAUUUGGAAUCAAAAAUACCAGAACCUGAUAGUAAAGCAAUUCGAAUAUCAGAAACAGCUUUACAAAACCGAACAAAAUGUACUGAUGGUUCAACAGACACUAAUACUGAACCUCCUACUUUUGUAGGAUUUCGAACAGCUAGUGCUAAACCUAUAAACAUAUCUGCUAAUGCUAUGGAGAAAACAAAAAAGCUACUCAGUGAAUUUGACCUUAACGAUGACGAUAUUAUGUUUGAUAAACACUCCGGGCAGACUUUAGAAGCACCCACUUCAUUUGUUGGUUUCCAAACAGCAAGUAAGAAGAAAAUUAGUAUCUCUGCCAAAGCUCUAGCUAAAAGUAAACAAAUGCUUUACGAUCUUGAAUUCAACAACUUGAAUAAUAACAAUGAUGGUCACGGUAAAUAUAUACCCGACACCUCGUCUAUAAAUACUGAAGCCAAAACCAUUCAAUUAAUUGAUGAUCCUUACCAAAACUCAACGAAUAAAUUUAUUGGUUUUCAAACGGCAAGUAAUAAAGAAGUCAAAAUUUCAAAAGAAGCUUUAGCUAGAAGCAAGCAAAUGUUUCAAGAUGUUGAUCUUGAUGAUGAAGAAUGUGACGUUGUUGAAAAAUAUUCUCGACACGAAGAAAAGACAAGUCCAGUACUCAAAGGCUUCAAAACGGCUAGCAACAAAGAUGCUCUAGUUUUUAAAGGAUUUCAAACCGCGAGUAAUAAGAAAGUAGCAAUAUCAGAAAGAGCGCUAGCGAAAAGUAAAAAACUGUUUGAAGAUCUAAAUUUGAGUCAGCUAGACAAAGAUCCUAAGUCAGUUUUAGAUAUGCAUGAAAAUAAUUUCGGUGGCUUUCAGACCGGUUCCAACAAAACAGUUAAAGUAUCAGAACAAACAUUGGCAAAAACUAAAGAUAUGUUCAAAUAUAUACAUAUUGAAAAAGAGAAUGAUAAUUUUACGAAAGAUAGUAUUCCAGUUUUUAAAGGGUUUCAAACUGCAAGUAAUAAGAAAGUACAAAUUUCGGAAAUAGCACUAGCAAAAAGCAAACGACUAUUCGAAGAUAUGAACUUAAGCCAGCUGGAUAAAGAAGCAAAACUGGCAGAAGAUAUACAUGAAAACAAUUUUGUAGGAUUACAGACAUCUAACAACAAAACAGUCAAAAUUUCAGAACAAGCUAAAGAUAUGUUUAAAAAUAUACAUCCUGAAAAAGAGAACGACAAUAUUACGACAGACAGUAGUCCUGUCAAAGGCUUUCAAACAGCAAGCAAUAAAAAAGUGAAAAUAUCAGAAAAACCGCUAGCUAAAAGUAAGGAAUCUUUUGAAGAUUUAAAUUUAAGUCAGUUAAAUAAAGAUCGAAACAUGACCGUACGUGAAGAUAAUUUUGGUGGUUUUCAAACAGCUAAUAACAAACAAGUGACAGUUUCAACCCAAGCAUUAGCAAAAACUAAGGAAAUGUUUAAAAAUAUAAAUUUAGAAACAGAUUAUUAUAGUAAUGAUGCAAUUAAAAGCGCAAAACAUGAAGAUGUUACGUUUAAAGGGUUUCAAACUGCAAGUAAUAAAAAAGUGGUUGUAUCAGAAAAUGCACUGUCUAAAUGUAAACAGCUUUUUGAAGACAUGGAUUUGAGCCAGCUUAGUAACAAUCGUAAACCUACAAUAGAUUCUUUUGAGUUACUAAGUGCAAAAGCAAAUGAAAAAAAUGAAUCAAUGAAUAAUCAUAAAAAUAACUUCGGAAGUUCUCAAACUGCUAGUAAUAAGAGAUUCAAAGUAUCUGAUCAAGCUUUGGUUAAAAGUAAAAACCUAUUAAAAGAUGCACUAAAUGAAAACAAAUUAGAAUAUAAAGAUAAAGAAAUCAGGACUCCAGAAAACAAAACAUACUCCUCAGCAACUAAAAAUGUUGUUAAUGAUGUUAUAGACACACAAAUACUAAAUGAUUUUCAAGAACCAUUGAACACAGAAGAUUUCUGCAAAAGCACACCAACAUCUAAAAGAUCUGGUAGUCCUAUACUUUACUGUCCCAGAGCGAAGAAAAGAAAAUUUGAAACACCAUAUAGAACAAGUAAAAAAAUGGAACCUAAGAAUCCUUUUGUACCACCAAAGUUAGCGAAAACAUACAACUUUGAUGACAAUUAUAAAAAAAGAAAGAAAUACACAUUGAAAGAUGUACAUAAUCUUGAAAAGGAUCAUACAAAAUUAAACAUAAAUCCAUGUAUAGAAGAAUUUAACUUUGAAAAUUUAUUUGAUUUCGUAUUUAAAGAUAAAAGAAAUGAUUACACUUCUGAAAAAAAUACUAUAGAAGAUGUUAAAAAGAUUUUUCUUGGUUCUGUAAAUAAGAAAAUAGUUCCAGAGGGUUGGUUAGAUAAUCAUAUAAAAUUGAUCAUAUGGAAACUACUUUCAUAUGAAGUAAAAUUUCCGAAUUUAAUGAAAAAUACUUGUACAGUAAAAAAUGUUUUGGAGCAGCUAAAAUACAGAUAUGAUAGAGAAUUAUAUCAAGUUCAAAGACCAAUUUUGAGGAAGAUUUUGGAAAAGGAUGAAGUGGCUUCUAAAACUAUGGUGUUAUGUGUUGCUGCUAUAUAUGUGGACACCGCCAGUGUUACCAGCGUAAACCCAGCCUCGCAGAAUGUAGAAUUGCUGCUCACUGACGGAUGGUACUGUGUCAAGGCCUGCUUGGAUCGAAUGCUGGUGCGACUGGUGGUCACUGGUGCUAUUGUGGUGGGGAGUAAGAUAGCAGUGUGUGGCGCUGAGCUAUUAAACUGCGAGCAAGGCAUAGCACCCUGGGAGGACACAACAUCAGUACGUCUAAAACUCCACGGCAACAGCACCCGUCGAGCCCGCUGGUUUACCCGCUUGGGUCCUUGCACCGACCUCAUUCAAAGUUCUCUAAGUGCAGCUAAACCAGAUGGGGGUAAAAUGUCCACCAGGGUGGUUGUGACGAGGGUGUAUCCUCCGCUGUACGUUGAGAAAAUGGAUGAUGGGAGCACGGUAACACUAUCGGAAAGAUUAGAACAAAUCCGGCAAAUGAAAUACGAGUCAGAGCGGCAAAUUCUUAUGGAGAAGCUAUAUGAAGAAUUGGAGAAGGAGAUGUCUGAUCAGGAAUCUCAAGAUUCCGAAGGCUAUUCGAAUGACGCGGGUUGCAUGGAUAGCGGCUCGCAAAUAUGCAGAAAUAUGAAAAGAAGCAAAGAUCCUGAUGAAUAUAGAUCACACCUAACGAAAUCUCAAAACCGCCUGCUAGAAGACCACAACGCGAGACAGAGAGAGAAGCUAAUAGAGCGAGUGAGAGCGAAGUUCCAACAGAAGUUAGACAAGCAUGGCUUGAAGACCGACAGGAAUGUGGUGCCGCUGCUAAAAGUGAGGGUGGCUGGUAUGGUGGAAAAGGCGGGGAAAGUUGACAUUACUAAAGGCUACUUGUCCAUUUGGAAACCAUCAGCUGCCGUCCUGGAACUGGUGACCGAGGGUGCCUGGAUCGAGAUCCUGAACGUCAUUCCUACUGGGAUAAGGAAUUCCGAAAUUCAGCUAUCCGCGGGGAGACAGACAAUUUUCAACCCAUACAAACAGAAAAUCUACAAAUUUAAACUAUACACAAACACUUUACAAAGAAAGUGCUAUGAAAUUAAAGAAAUAUCUCAAAAUCCUGCAAUGCCCACUGAUAAUAACGAAAUAGACACUGUCGGCAUGAUAUUCUGCAUUGAACCAUCGACUAAAGACUUUAAGGAGCAAAGCUUCCAAAAUGUCUACCUAGCGGAUGCCGACAAGAAUAUUAUCUGUGUCAAUUCCUGGGGUGGAUUAAAAAAAUUCGGGUUCGAAAAUGUUCUAGAUACCGGACAGAUUAUUACUUGCGUUAAUUUACAGAAAAGAGCUGGCAACACCAGGAAAAGUAUACCGCAGUAUAGGGUGACAGAGUUUACCUAUUUCACUAAAACGCCUAAGAGCAAAAAGGCAUUGGAAAUCACGAAUGAACUGACAAGCAAACUGUCAAAAGUUAAAGACAAAUUCUGUGAGGAUUGUCUUAUUUUAAAAAACAAUUAUUCCAUUUUCAAAAGGAGAGACAGUGAAAAUGUAUCGCCAUAUAGAUUUGACUAUAACUUACCUAAAAAUAUGGUGUCACCGUUGAGAAAUUGUGAUACAAAUUUAAAUCUUACCGGCUUGGAUUUUGAGUCCAGUUUCAAUUCGCAAGAAAUUUCGCCACGACUGUUGCUUAGGAAGAAGAAAGUAAACGAGAAAAUUGAAAAAAUAAGAUUGAACUAUGGCGAGCCGCCUCCUUUGAGCUCUAUACACCUUAUAAACAAAUCGAAAAACGCCUCUGCGACAUACAAAAGUCCGUUAAUUUCAAAUUUAGAAAGUUCAAAAUUGGAAAGUCCCGGCUUACAAAAUGUUGCCAGCCCAGUGACAGUGAACAGAACGUUUGUGAAAAAUGUGAAUCCUGUGAAAUUGAAUUUUUCUAGUGAAAAUUUGGAUGAAAGUGUCGAUCAUUUUGCGGAAGACUUUGACGCCAGCCCACCUUUGAGCCUAGAUUCUGAUAUUUUAAAUUAAUAUUUUUUUUAUGAAUAAUGGGAAACUGAAGUUAAUGUCGUCCCACAGAGGCCCUUUUAGGCCUAGACAUAUAUUUGUCUUCUGUUCAAAAUCUACGUCAAAUACGUUACAGUGUUAUAUUUAAUUUGAGAUAAACAAGAGAUUUGUCGUUUUUUUUUAACUUUACUACUGAAUAUUAUAACCUAACAAUACGUUCGCCCUUUAUGAUGAGUAUCUAUUUGUAUUCCCCAAGGUGUAGAGAUUUUUAUUACUAAUAAAAAAUAAUGUGAUAAAAUCAGAGUAUCUAGACAAUAUGUUGUAAGUAUUGAGACAUAUUUAAUUCUGUAUGUUUUAUUUAAAGUUUGGUAUUGUUAUUGUAAAAAGUCGAGAUUUAAUUUAAGAUAUUAAGGUUUCGAGAUUUUAUGUGAAAGUGCCUUCAAGUUACCAGUAUUCACUAUUUGUUUUGUUAUUAAGAACAAUUUGUACAGCGUCAAAUGUUAUUAAAGUAUGUUAUUGUUGAA